GAGGAAAAACGGAGAAAGGAAGCUUGAGGAAGAAGACAGAGGAGCGUCUUCCUUACCGAGGCUUCUCCCUGAAGCUCCCCUUUUCUGCUGGAGGCGCCCCCUGCUGUUGAGGCAGUGGUAUGAGCCUAUUUGGCAGGAAGGCGCUGAUGUUGCUCAGCAGCGUGUUUGCUGUCUGUGGCCUUGGUCUUUUGGGGAUUGCUGUCAGCACCGACUACUGGCUUUACCUGGAGGAGGGCGUCAUCCUCCCCCUCAACCAAAGCACCGAGAUGCGCAUGUCGCUGCACUCCGGCCUGUGGAGGGUUUGUUUCUUGGCAGGAGAGGAAAAAGGCCGGUGUUUCACCAUAGAGUAUGUCAAGCCCACAAACGUCCAUAUGACCUCUGAAUCCACCGUUAGCGUCCUGAAGAUGAUUCGUUCUGCCACACCGUUCCCCCUGGUCAGCCUCUUCUUCAUGUUCAUUGGUUUUGUACUCAGUAACAUCGGCCACAUCCGACCCCAUCGCACAAUCCUGGCCUUUGUCUCUGGAAUCUUCUUCAUAUUGUCUGGUCUUUCUCUGGUUGUUGGUCUGGUGCUCUACAUCUCCAAUAUCAAUGAUGAAAUGCUGAAUAGGACCAAAACUAAUGAAGCGUACUUCAGCUACAAGUAUGGCUGGUCAUUUGCCUUUGCUGCCAUCUCCUUUCUGCUCACUGAGACGGCGGGUGUCAUGUCAGUGUACCUGUUUAUGAAGCGCUACACAGCAGAGGAAUUAUACCGCCCCCAACAGGGCUUCUACCGGCCACGCCUCAGCAACUGCUCCGAUUACUCGGGUCAGUUCCUCCACCCCGAUGCCUGGGCUGGCCGUGGCCGCAGCGCGUCCUCCAUCUCCUCUGAGGCCUCUCUCCAGAUGAAUUCUUCCACCUUUCCUGCCCUCCUCAAGUGUCCAGAAUAUGAACAGAUGUCCUCCUCACCUUGCUGAGGCAGUGGAUAGGUCAUUGGCAUGAGCAGUCUUGGG
Molecule: messenger RNA, 989 nt
Organism: Thalassophryne amazonica
Lineage: Eukaryota; Metazoa; Chordata; Actinopteri; Batrachoidiformes; Batrachoididae
Product: voltage-dependent calcium channel gamma-5 subunit
Exons: 6
Coding region: 120-953 (277 amino acids)
Biological process (GO): postsynaptic neurotransmitter receptor diffusion trapping; transmission of nerve impulse; regulation of AMPA receptor activity
Cellular component (GO): AMPA glutamate receptor complex; postsynaptic density membrane
Molecular function (GO): voltage-gated calcium channel activity; channel regulator activity
Source: RefSeq, a predicted model, not a curated record